Molecule: messenger RNA, 1083 nt
Organism: Pelmatolapia mariae (spotted tilapia)
Lineage: Eukaryota; Metazoa; Chordata; Actinopteri; Cichliformes; Cichlidae
Product: 7 transmembrane receptor domain-containing protein
Exons: 3
Coding region: 1-1083 (360 amino acids)
Biological process (GO): G protein-coupled receptor signaling pathway
Cellular component (GO): plasma membrane; neuron projection
Molecular function (GO): neuropeptide Y receptor activity; neuropeptide binding
Source: RefSeq, a predicted model, not a curated record
AUGGAUGUCUUCAUGGAUAAGGAUUUCAGUAUGACUGGCAACACAAGUCAUGAAACACCACGAGUAAGAAUAGAAGGAAACAAAGACCAAGGACUCAACCACAGCGACCCUUUGGACAUGUUCAUAGGCAUAGAGCUCCUUCAGCGAUACAAGCCUCUCUUCCUGCCUCUGUACUGCCUUGUAGUGGUAGUAGCUGUUGUUGGAAACUCCUUCCUUUUGGCUUGCAUCCUGGCUGACAAGAAACUCCACAAUGCCACCAACUUUUUCAUCGGUAACUUAGCAGCAGGUGACCUGUUGAUGUGUUUGACUUGUGUUCCGCUGACAGUGUCUUACGCCUUCGACAGCCAUGGCUGGGCUUUUGGAAGACCUUUCUGCCAUUUGGUUCCCUUGCUGCAGUGUGCCACAGUCUUUGCAUCAGUGCUUUCACUCACUGCUAUUGCUGUGGACCGCUAUAUUGUUGUAGCUCAUCCAGUACGGAGGAGGAUUUCUGUGUGGGGUUGCGGUGCAGUGACUUUGGGUGUCUGGCUUUUAUCUUUGGCCCUGGCCGCGCCUCCAUCUUACUACACAGACUACCUGGACCUGCGGCCCACGGGCAUUGACCUGGUAGUGUGUGAAGAAUUUUGGCCAAAUAGUGGCAAUCUGCGGCUUCUCUACUCUUGCUUCAUUUUAAUAACCUCGUAUAUGAUCCCACUGCUGUCAGUUAGCGUAUCCUACUGUGCCAUUACUAUCAGUUUGAAGCGCUAUUCAGUGCCUGGGGAGCCAUCAAACAGUCAGCAGCGCUGGAGCCAAAGGAGGAAGAAAACUUUCUCUCUGCUGGUGGCCUCAGUGCUGGCCUUUGCCCUGUGUUGGCUGCCUCUCCAGGUGCUGAACCUGUUGCUGGACUUGGACCCGGACUUCCAUAUUAUGGGCAAGCGCUACAUAAAUGUCUUACAAGUAUGUUGCCACUUAGUGGCUAUGAGUUCUGCAUGUUACAACCCUUUCAUUUAUGCCUCACUGCACAGCAAGGUGCGAAUGCACCUCAAAGGUUAUCUCUGUCCUUGCCACAACCACCAGAGAAGGAUGGUGGAGAGAUCCAGGAGUUGA